AUUUAGAUUACUAAGCUAUGGUUGUUUAAAUAAUGAUAAAGCAUUUACCACAUUAGAAUAUAAAUUUUAUUUUUUUCUCUAAAGUUCACAAGUGUUCCAGUACUUUGAAAUCAUCAAAAUGAAAUUCUUCGCUGUAUUCGCCGCCAUCUUGGCUUUGGGAGCCUCCACCACCAUGUCAUCAACAUGGACCCUCCAGGAGCUGGACGCUGCUCUCUCCAACCCUCACACAAACCCCGCCCUCGUCCCAUACUUGGAACACGCUCUCAACGAAUACAUGCACGCACUCUGGGCUGGUCAGCAAAUCGAAAGCAUUUUGGUCCCUCUUCCCGCUGAGAUCCUCAUGCCAGUCGCACCAGAGGUCGUUGGCCCCGCUGAGGUCCUCCUGCCAAUCGCACCAGAAGUCGCUGCUCCCGCUCCUCCGGUCUUCACCAGCCCUCUGGUGCAGGUCAUCGUCAAUGUCAACAAGAAGACUCAACAGGUUACCGAUGUGCCCGCACAAAUCAUUGUUCCUUCACCAGUUGCGGUAGUGCCCAGCCCCGAGCUCGACGUAGAAACUGGUGCCCUGGAGCCCGAGACCCCAGUACUCCCCGUCGACAGCUUCAACCCCAUCGACCAUAUUGCCAUCAACCCCGAACCCAUCAACGUUAACAUCAUUGACCCCAGCCCCGCUGUUGAUAUCGGACCUAUGCGUGAAAUCAUUAAAAUGAAAUUCUUCGCUGUAUUCGCCGCCAUCUUGGCUCUGGGAGCCGCCACCACCAUGACAACCACCUGGACUAUCCAGGAGCUGGAGGCUGCCCUCGCCAACCCUAACACAGACCCCGCCCUCAUCCCAUACUUGGAACACGCUGUCUACGAGUACCUGCACGCUUUCUGGAAUGGCCAUCCAAUUGAUAGCAUCGUUGUCCCUCUCCCUGCUGAGGUCCUCCUGCCAAUCGCACCAGAGGUCGUUGGCCCCGCUGAGGUUCUCCUGCCAAUCGCACCUGCCCCCGCCUCUCCGGUCUUCUCCAGCCCCCUGGUGCAGGUCAUCGUCAACGUUAACAAGAAGACUCAACAGGUUACCGAUGUGCCCGCACAAAUCAUUGUUCCUUCACCAGUUGCGGUAGUGCCCAGCCCCGAGCUCGAGGUAGAAACUGGUGCUCUGGAGCCCGAGACCCCAGUACUCCCCGUCGACAGCUUCAACCCCAUCGACACCAUUGCCAUCAACCCCGAACCCAUCAACGUUAACAUCAUUGACCCGAGCCCCGCUGUGGAUAUCGGACCUAUGUAAAUAGUUUAACAACUCAAAUGAAUUAAAAAAUAAAUUCAAUUAAAAUAUAAAACUCAAUAAAUAAAUACAUAGUUUAUUUUCAUAAAA
Molecule: messenger RNA, 1354 nt
Organism: Leptidea sinapis
Lineage: Eukaryota; Metazoa; Arthropoda; Insecta; Lepidoptera; Pieridae
Product: calphotin-like
Exons: 8
Coding region: 119-1267 (382 amino acids)
Source: RefSeq, a predicted model, not a curated record